Marasmius oreades (fairy-ring Marasmius) is the source of this 4133-nucleotide messenger RNA. RefSeq lists its product as uncharacterized. Bases 888 to 3716 code for a protein of 942 amino acids. Lineage: Eukaryota; Fungi; Basidiomycota; Agaricomycetes; Agaricales; Marasmiaceae. The record is from RefSeq and is a predicted model, not a curated record. Gene Ontology annotation, molecular function: protein binding; RNA binding. The transcript has 28 exons.
GUCGCCUCUCAUCCACCGUCUAGGACAGAUUCAUCGCCUUCUUUCUUCGAACGACGUUAUAGGUCUUUGACCGCGGACAUCAAUCAAAUUCCAAGUCAGCUUCUCAAUCGCUACGCUAUCACAGCAUUCGACAACGAAAGUCCAAUCGAAACGCUCGGGUAUUUGGAUGAAACUCUAAGCCGUGAAGUAACAGAAUUACAAUACGAUUAAAAGCAAAAUCGCGGUAGAAGGAAUGAUUACAUUAUUGCACAUGAUUUGGGUUCUUGCAUACUUGCAUAUUGUGGUGUCACCUGGUCGUGCUCUCAACCGCAUCCCUACGCGUCUGACUGCAGAUUCCUAGCACUGAACCAAUACGCAUGCAUUUGGGACGAUUGUCUAGAAUGAAAUGGGCUUUUUCAAUCGCGUCCAGCUUGGCAAAAUGUGAUGAUGGGAAACCACGGGAUGCCCAUUGACCAUGUUUCGUUUUCAGGACGGAAAAAACGGAUUUUUGUUAGCGGAGGGACUUGGAAGCGGAGAUGGCUCCCGUGUUUUGGAUUUGGGAAAGAUGGGGAUACAGUGGAGGGCUUUUUUAUGAUUGUUUUUCUGCCGACUGCGGUCAACAAGACAGUAUGUGCAGUUGCCGUCUGUCCUCCCUGUGAUAAUAAAUGGUGUUUCUCCAGGUACUUGCCUCCUCUGCUUCUCUGACCACAACUUCAAAAGAAGAUGAAGAUGUCGACACGUUCGUCUGCACACCUGCGACAUACAGUACACUUGUAUUCCUUCUCGACUCAUGACCGCUUCGCAGUUCAAGCGCAGUUUGCGUGCUUCAGUGGAUUCUUUCCGCAGUCACUCCUCACUGCGGAGUUGUCAUUGAAGCUAGGUUUUGAACACGGGCUUCCACAUUGACUAUGGCAAAAAAGAAGCGACCUGGAAAACAGUCUCAAGCUACCACUAAUACUCCUGUCGAGCCUGCAACUGCCAGCUCUCAGCCAUCCAAACCAUCUGAUGUUGCCCCGCCAACUCAAACCCUCUCAGAAUCAACUGCAGCUCUCACUCAUAGUACGGCGCCAACCACAACGCCCGCCGCUAGUGUAUCAGGCUCCGCUACCGGUCGUUGGGCUCGCCCCCAAGCUUUGAUCGGACCUCAAGGUUCAGGUGCAACCGUUGUUCCGACUCCAACUGAAACGACCGGUAUAACUGAAGCUCAUGUCGACGCCAUUGGCAUCAAGCGACCGAAUUUCGGCACCAGUGGAGUAGGGAUCAAAGUUUUGGCCAACUUUUGCCCAAUCACGCUCAAUAUCCACGAUACUGGAAAGCGAAAGGAUGCCGGUAAAAGCGAUUUUCUUUGGUACCAGUAUGACGGUAAGUCUGAACCUCUCGUUGUGCCUGUAUAUGCUAUGCUAAUCGUCGUGUAUUCUCCAGUCGUCAUAACACCGUCUCUCAGUCAACGAGCAAGCAGGAUAUUGAUCGAACGGCUCCAACGAAGAGAAGAUUCGAGCUCGAUCUUCGAUACGAGAACAAUUAAAGACCGUAAAAACCGGGUCGCGUACGAUGGUAAGAAGAUCCUUUACGCACCUCGACGGUUGUCUCUUGGGAAGGAUGACGAUGCUACCUUCAGUGUUUCGCUUCAUGACAGUCAGUUUGGACGACCCGCUCCACGAAUAUACGAAGUCCGUCUAAGAAAAACGGCUGAAAUCAAUCCCGAGAUUCUCAAUCGCCUCAUUACCGGUGCGCAAUCAUCAGAUAUUUCAGUUGCUCCUGCCCUAAAUGCGAUUAACGUCGUAUUUGGGAUGAAGGCAAUGACGGAGGUGAAUAAACCUAUAAAUGAUCAGCGGACCUUCGCAAGGGGUCGUUCGUUCUUCAGCGCUGCAGGGAAAAGGGAUCUCGGGGAAGGCUACCAAAUAUGGCGGGGUUACUUUCAGUCUGCAAGGCCUGGAACUGGACGUCUACUCCUCAACGUCGAUACCUCUGUGGCCAUGAUGUACGCACCCGGCCCACUGAUUGGGCUGUGCCUUCAAUUUUUUCGUAUCGGAGGACCGAACCCAAAUCCAAAUCUACUGUCACCUCAACAUGGUCUGACCGCUCAGAAGCGCGAGGACCUUCAGCUGUUUCUCAUUGGUUUGGAGGUUUAUAUCACCGGGGCUACGCCUGGUCGUCCCCAACGCAGAGCAAUUGUGAACGGCUUGACUCGACUGGGGGCCUCACAGGAAACCUUUUCCAACAGAAAUAAUCAGCAAAUGACGGUGGCUGACUAUUUCUUUCAAACCGCCAACCAGGCUCUUCACUAUCCUAACGUUGUUUGUGUCACGGUUGGAUCGGAAUCUGCUAAGAUCCCGCUUGAGCGGUGCACCGUUCCGCCUGGUUGUUUCAUGAAGAAAGAAAUCCCGGAGAAGUUCUUGAGGGAAUUUACCAAGUACGCAUCACAACGACCAGGAGAUCGCUUGACUAGCAUCAAGAAUAGUUUAUUGCCUCAGGGUGUUCUCGAUCAUCACGACUCGGAGUAUCUAAAGGCUUUUGGCCUUGGCCUUACAUCGAGAGAACUUCCAAUUACCAUUGACGCACGUGUCCUGAGACCGCCAACGCUCAGCUUUGGGGAUGGCCAGAAAGGUGUAGUAAAUCCGGCUGGCGGACAGUGGAGUAUGACGGGCAGAAAGUGCUUCAAACCGCCUGUAAAGGGCAUCGAAUGUUGGAUGAUGAUUAUUUAUGAGUCGAGAAAUAGGUUUACGGUGGAAGACGCGACCAAGGCGGCAACGGAUCUCGUGAGUGAAUGUACCAAAUUUGGUAUACAGGUGCAUAAGAGGAACCCGUUCUUGAAGUAUGAGAAUGGACAAGGGAAUAUCGAACAGCAACUGAAAUCGGCCGGAGAAGAAUGUAAGAAAGAAAAGGGCUCCUACCCUACACUUACGGUCGUCGUGAUAGCCCCAGGUGGCGGCUCAAUCUACAAAGCAGUGAAACACACCUGCGAUGUAAAGUUCGGUGUUGCUACCCAAUGCCUCAAAACAAUCAAUUGUAAAGGCGCAAAUUACAAGUACUGGGAAAACGUGUGUCUCAAAAUUAAUGGAAAACUUAACGGAAUCAACGUCGUUAUCAGGCAAUCGAAUACUAUACCCUUCUUGGGUGACUCCGCCAAUCCCACGAUCAUCAUGGGCGCCGAUGUGACACAUCCGUCGCCGGGGCCUCAUAUGAAGAGUAUGCCAUCGUACGCUUCCGUCGUUGCGAGUUUGGAUUCUGCAUCGGCGAGGUAUAUGGGUACGCUCCAGGUGCAAGCUCGAGAGGAAAUGAUCAAAGAUCUCCGCGAGAUGAGUCGUGAACUUUUGGAAUCACAUAUGAAGUACAAGCAAGAAGCAGAGGGUUUGAGCCAACAGAGGUCAGCUCCUAAACGGCUGAUCUUUUACCGAGACGGCGUUUCGGAGGGAGAAUUUGUGCAUGUGCUCAAUAAAGAGCUUCGUCUUCUACGUCUUGCUUGCAAAGACCUUGGGAUUGUACCAAAGAUAACUUUCGUAAUUGUUGGGAAACGACAUCAUGCUCGAUUCUUCCCUCAAACUAUGCAGAAUGCAGACAACAGUGGAAAUUGUCAGGCUGGAACAGUCGUUGAUCGCGACGUCUGCCACCCUGUCGAAUUCGACUUUUAUCUACAGAGCCAUACUGGUAUUCUUGGUACAAGUCGUUCGGCUCAUUAUACCGUGUUAUUCGAUGUGCGUGACCUGGCUGGUCUGAAUCAUACAAAUGCAAUCUAGCUUAUCCGAUAGCCUUGGGCUUAGGAAAACAAUUUCAAGGCUGAUUCCUUGCAAGCGCUUUCUUUCGCCCUGUGUCAUCUUUACGCCAGGUCUACUCGUUCAGUGUCUUUACCGGCACCAGUCUAUUAUGCACAUCUGGUUUGUUCUCGAGCGAAGUUUCACUAUGAUCCAUCGGAGAUGUUACCAAGUCCGGGUUCAGUCAUUGAAGGUAAUGACCCUAUCAAACCAUACAGAGAUGCGUUCAAACGAACACAUAAAAACCAAAUGCGACGGAUGUAUUUCCUGUAAUCUGCUUUCAGUCCUGAGUUGCUACAGAUCUGAGGUAAUAAGUACAACGUACCUGAUAUUGAUUGGCAGUAGUUCUAAACUAUGUAACGUCCUGUUUAGCUUGCAUAAAUGUUUAGCAUUUUUUAUACA